UGAGCUGUUUGUAAUAAGCUAAGCCCCUGAGCCGUUUUACCCCUGACACUGACACCCAGGUCCUCUCACACCUCGGGUUCCCCACAACCAGUGGUGCAAAUGCUUAUAGAGAUACUGCAUCUUAUUUCACUCCAUCCAUCUCCAAGACUCACUUUGAGAGCUGCAACACCAACACCAAAGCCACAAAGUUUUUGGACUGUAAUCAUAACUGACCUUUCCAGAUAGCAAAUAACGUGGCCCCCAAACUCCUGAACCCUGGAUCAUGUCUUUCUUAAUGCAGCAGAUGCUGGGGGAUAAGUUAAAGAACAUGAUGGGAGGAGGAGGAGGAGGUGAAGACUCAGGGACCACAGCAGGAGACGGGAAAGAGACCGCCGCGUCUAAGGGAAUGACCCGAGAGGAGUUCGAGGAAUACCAGAAACAACUGGUGGAGGAGAAGAUGGAGCGGGAUAAGGAGUUUGCUACAAGGAAAGCAGAAAGGGCCAAUUUGAGAGUACUGCUAAGAGACAAAUACAGGCUUCCACAGAGUGCACAAGACGACGCCACAGUCCAGAUAGCAGGCGACGACUUGGAUGUGCCCGAAGAACUGGCCAAGAUGGUGGAGGAGGAUGAAGAGCAAGAGGAAAGCAAUGAUUCCUUCAUGGGCAGACUGCAAAGUAUGGAAAUAGACUUUGAUACCAUCAAAGCCAAAGCUCAGGGCACGAUAACAGAAGUCAAGCAAGCAGCAGAAGAAAAGUGUGUCCUGAUGUGAAAUCACACUCACUGUGAGCUUUUUAAGUGGCAAGUCAUGAAAACUGAGUAGCAAUUUAAAUGCACAUAUUUUAUUGAUUUUAUUAUCUAUUCAGUAAGUUUAUUAUGUCUGAAUGAAGCUGUGGGGAAAAAAAAGUCUUUCAAUCACAUACUGUAUGAUCACCCAUUGCCUUAAAUGGCAUUGUUUGGGACUUCAUGAAUUAGUAUAAUAAAUCAAUACAAUAAUUCCACUAUAAUUUUAGGAUAUUUUAUGUCAUUUUCUUCAUUUUUACAAUUAUUGUUACAAAUAUUGUGUAGGUUUUGUUCAGCUUGCAAACUAGCUAUCAUCUUAAACCACCAUAUUAAGCUAUAUUUUCUCCAGUUAGCAAAUCUCCAGCUAAGUUAUUAUAGCAUAUAAUACUAAAUACACCUUAGUACUAUCAGAUAAUACUAUAAAACUAUAUCUUAAAUAAAGUUGAAGGAAGGAUACUUUUGUAUUUGACUGAUAAAUCAAGCUAGCAAGCUAACACCUGUUCCAAGCUAUCAUCAUACUGUAUAUUCACAAAAAAUUUUGCAUAGAUUCUUACAUUUUCUCUAAACAGUGGAUGAAUAUCGUGUCAGUGUCGUGUCACUUUAUUAGUUAGCCUUGUGAUAUUUCAUCACUGUGACCAAAUACAUGACAUUGUGUUCAGUUAUAUCUUUCUUAAUUAACAUUAUUAAAAUGUGACAUGCUCAUUAAAAUGCCAUUUAUAAUAUAAAAUUAAAAAUCUAAUAGGUGCCCAGUUUGUUUGUUGACGUGUAUCAUUUCAUAUUUUUGUAAUGCUUUGUAAAGUAUUGCUUUAUAUAUUCACACUCUGCUUUACAGCAUAUAUAUCCAUCCCCUGUGAAUCUGUGCGAAAGAAAACAAAUAAAAUAUUUGCUUAUUUAAAAUAUAUGGAAAACGUUGUAUAAUUAUAUCAGGAGGUGUCUAGUUUGUAUGACAUACUUUAUAUAUUUUAUUCCUCUUAUACCACCAUUUGCCAAUGAUUACAAUUUAGUAUUCAUUAAAGAACCAUGUGUACUUUUUAUCCAUUUAUAUCUACAUUUAAAUUUGUGGAACG
This is a messenger RNA of Pangasianodon hypophthalmus (striped catfish), 1826 nucleotides long. It is a transcript of the gene cplx4c, whose product is annotated as complexin 4c. The record is from RefSeq and is a predicted model, not a curated record. Lineage: Eukaryota; Metazoa; Chordata; Actinopteri; Siluriformes; Pangasiidae. Gene Ontology annotation, molecular function: syntaxin binding. Gene Ontology annotation, cellular component: terminal bouton; SNARE complex. Gene Ontology annotation, biological process: regulation of neurotransmitter secretion; synaptic vesicle exocytosis; neurotransmitter transport. The transcript is spliced from 3 exons. Bases 263 to 748 code for a protein of 161 amino acids.